AUGCACCAAUUCUCAGGCCCUGUGUGCAAGCACACAGACAGAAUAGAUUUGGUCCUCAUGCUUAUUACCCAACCGUCAAUAAUGUGGAUACAUGGCGGGUUUUGUUCGCUGGCAUAUGUACUAUACAAUUGGUUUUCCACACUUUUUCCGCGGGUUCUUGUCCUGGGCCUCAUGUCAUGGUCUUUGUAUGUCGUUUUGACAGGGCUACAUAGUGAGUCCCAUCCGUCAUGGAUACGUACAUUUCAGAUAAUUAUAACAGCAAUGUUCGUCUUAUCUAUGUACACAUACUUCAAAGUCAUCAUAGUGGGCGCUGGGUCGCCUCUAGACUUUCCGGAGCUAAAGACAGAUGGAUCAAAGUCUUCUACAGAAAACCCAUAUCUGGCCACGGACGAGGCCAACGAGCGGCUUCUCGGGAAUGAUCCAAGCACAGCAAGAUCACCACCGCAGGAGCUUUUUGCGAGCCACACAUUCAAAAACAACGCGCCUGCUUAUCGCUGGUGCUCAACUUGUGGCGUGUGGAAACCUGACCGUUGCCACCACUGUUCUACAUGUCAAAAAUGUUUUCUAAGAAUGGAUCACCAUUGUCCGUGGUUCUCAGCAUGUAUCGGUUUCUACAACCACAAAUUCUUCAUCCAGUCGCUCAUUUAUAUCACGGUGUAUUGCAUGCUUACUCUCUGCGUGAGUGGGGCAACCCUUUUCGAAUUUUUCUGGGAUCAAGACUAUAGCGAUUCGUACAUUUCGCUAAAUAUGGUAUUUUUGUUUGUGACUUCUCUAGCGUUUUUCGUGGCUGUGGGGUUGUUUCUGGCGUUUCUGCUUUAUAUGGUUUUAAAAAACUACACCACCAUCGAGUUCCAAGAUAUCAAAUGGCAAUAUCUGGAGCUUCAGGAUAGCGGCUACGAAUUUGAUGCUGAUGGAAAAAAGAGGAGACUAGGCCACAUUUACGAUUUGGGUGCUUGCAGGAAUUGGCAAGCAGUGAUGGGCACCUCGUGGGUUUCUUGGGUAUUACCAAUCGCGGUGACAAACCGCAAACUUACAGGAACAUUUAACAAUGGCAUAAACUUUGAGGUUGACGAGGAACUAUUUGAAAAAUAUCGGCACAAUGCAGAAAUACAACAACAGCUCAACCGGCAAUUGGCCGAGUAUAGAGACCGGGUGCGAGGAGUUAGAUGA
Clavispora lusitaniae ATCC 42720 is the source of this 1170-nucleotide messenger RNA. Its product is annotated as palmitoyltransferase. Gene Ontology annotation, molecular function: palmitoyltransferase activity. NCBI's taxonomy places the organism in Eukaryota, Fungi, Ascomycota, Pichiomycetes, Serinales, Metschnikowiaceae. The record is from RefSeq and is a predicted model, not a curated record.